UCGGAGCCUGAAGAACAGAAGACCCUCCACAGAUGCGGUCCCUUGAGUAGGAGCUGCAGGAGCUGCGUCUCCCCCGCUGCUCCUCUCUGUGAGUUUCCUGGAGGAUGUUCGCGCUCAGGAUCAACAAGUCUCUCCUGCUCUGCGCGCUGUAACUGUGGAUGGCUGCGGGAUGGAGAUAGCCUUGGUGAGCUUUGAGAACGGCGGCGCAAAAGGGAGCGGUGGAGGAGGAGGAGGUGGAGGCAACAUUGCCGAGGAGAGCUGCCGGAACGCGCUGGAUGUCCCUCAGCCGGGCUUCGUUCAAGGCGGGCGGGGAGAGGACUACAGCAAGGAGCUGAACACCCGGGGCGGCCCGCAGCCGCCGCACAGCCCCUGGAAGAUCAAUGACAUGAACAACACUCUGAGCUGCAGCGAGAACGCCAUGGAUGCGCUUUUACGCGCGGACCACAGUCCCCACCUGUUCGACGAGGACAUGCUGGACAUGGACAUGGAUACGGAGAGCAACGAGAGGGUGCUCAUCAACAUCGCGGGUCUGAGGUACGAGACCCAGCUGGGUACCCUCAACCAGUUCCCUGACACUUUAUUGGGAGACCCCGCUAAGAGGAUCAAGUACUUCGACCCGCUCCGGAACGAGUACUUCUUCGACCGGAACCGGCCGAGCUUCGACGGGAUACUGUAUUUUUAUCAGUCCGGAGGAAAGAUCCGGAGACCCGUCAACGUGUCCAUAGACGUGUUUGCGGACGAGAUCCGGUUCUACCAGCUGGGGGAGGAGGCCAUGGACCGGUUCCGCGAGGAUGAGGGCUUCAUUAAAGAGGAGGAGAAGCCGCUGCCGCAGAACGAGUUCCAGAAGCAGGUCUGGCUCAUCUUCGAGUACCCGGAGAGUUCCAGCCCGGCCCGUGGCAUCGCCAUCGUGUCCGUGAUCGUCAUCACCAUAUCCAUCAUCACCUUCUGCCUGGAAACGCUGCCGGAAUUCAGGGAUGAGAGGGAGCUGGCGGUCACCAGCCGUCUGGACAACAGCACGGCGCCCCGGCCGUCGCUCACCUUCACCGACCCCUUCUUCAUCAUCGAGACCACGUGCGUCAUCUGGUUCACCUUCGAGCUCAUCGUGCGCUUUUUUGCGUGCCCCAGCAAGUCCGAGUUCUCCAAGACCAUCAUGAACAUCAUCGACAUCAUGUCCAUCAUGCCUUACUUCAUCACCGUGGGCACUGAGCUGGCGGAGCAGCAGGGCCAGGAGCACCAGAACGGUCAGCAGGCCAUGUCUCUAGCCAUCCUGAGGGUCAUCCGCUUGGUCCGGGUCUUCCGCAUCUUCAAGCUGUCUCGACACUCCAAAGGGCUGCAGAUCCUGGGCCAGACUCUGAAGGCCAGCAUGCGCGAGCUUGGCCUGCUCAUCUUCUUCCUCUUCAUCGGGGUCAUCCUCUUCUCCAGCGCUGUGUACUUCGCCGAAGCUGACGAGCCGGAGUCCCACUUCUCCAGCAUCCCCGACGCCUUCUGGUGGGCGGUAGUCACCAUGACAACUGUGGGUUAUGGUGACAUGAGGCCGGUGACAGUCGGGGGGAAGAUCGUGGGCUCUCUGUGCGCCAUCGCCGGAGUGCUGACCAUCGCGCUGCCGGUGCCCGUCAUCGUGUCCAACUUCAACUACUUCUACCACCGGGAGACGGACCAGGAUCAGUCCUCCCUGAAGGACGAGCCCAACAGCGGCAGAGAGAGCCCCGAGCUUAAGCGCAAAGGCAGCAAAGCGUCCGUGAAGUCUCAGGAUGUGGAGAACAACGAGGCGGGCGCUUCGGUGGAGAAAACGAACAUCAAAGCAAACAGCAGCGUGGACUUCAAGAGAUCCCUUUACGCGUUCUGUCUGGACACGCGGGAGACGGACCUGUAGCCGUGCACGAGCACACCUGGGCUUAAAGCAGAUACAGUCGUGUAGAAUAAACCCCAUUAAUGGGCUCUUAAGUCUUUGCACAUUGCAGUUGGAGGAUCAACACAUUGCAAUCCUGAAAAGUUUUAAGAGGGUUGGUUUAUAAAAAGCACACUUUAAUCCCCAUCAUCUGGUAAGCACGACAGUUAAAAGUGCGGAGUUAUGAACGAGCUGCAGCGCAUGUGAUGCAACACAGAGGCCCUUUAAUAAAGCAGGGACACCUGCAGAGCAUCAAAUCUAACUCAUGGAUGAAUUAGAGGGAAGUGGGACAUCAGAUGCUGCAGAUAAUCAGGGACAAGCACGACUCGGAAUAAUUACUUGACACAGUGAGAGGAUUACCGGGACCAACCAGACUGUGUAUAUAAUGCAGGACGCAGACCACAUUCAGUAGUGCAACAACAACAACAACAACAACAACAAAUAAUAAUAAUAAUAAUAAUAAUAAUAAUAAUAAUAAUAAUAAUAAUAACAAUAAUAAUAAUAAUUUCCCAACUGUGAUGUUUAUACUGGCAGCAGACGUGUAAAUAUUCCCCACAGGCUGCUCUUAUUGUAGAAAAACAAAAGUAUAUUUUUGAGAUGCAGACACCUGUUUUCCUUCACUCAGGUUCUGUUUAAAUCAGAGAGGGUUUGGGGGGGACCUCAGCCUUGAACUUUUAAAUAAAGAACAUUUGGGAUUUUUUUUUAAACUGAGGGAACAACAGCCAAGAAAAGAGGACAGAGCAGAAACCGUCUGGAGAGAUCGAGCAUCAGCGAUACCAGAGAGUUUAAGCCCUGCCCUCCAACCAUCAGGAGAGUCGAUCCGACCACAUGAAUCCCCUCCAUCAGGAAACGCCAACAACUAAAAACCUGCUGCUGUGCUUUGAAAAUCAGCAUCAUCCACCCUUUUUAGAACUCUGUGCCUUCAACCAAAACUCACCAGUGAUACUUCUGAAGCUUUCUUUUUUUUUUUUUUUUACUUUUUUUUCUUUUUUCAAGCAGGACUCAGAGGACAUAUCUGCCUGAUGAAGGAGGGCCCGGGAUCCUGCUGCUGUCUCUCUGAAGAAAAAAAACAAUAAAACCCGACAUGCAACGUUUCAAUCAUUUUAACAUCCCACCGUGUUCUUUUUUUAAUCAACCAACUGUGUCAGUGAUUUACUUCAUAUCGGAAGAAAUCCCUUGCUGUGCAAUAUCAUUGAUAUUUACGUGAAGCUGUUAUGUGGAUGUAGACUUUGGAUGAACUUUUUGGUUUAUUUUUUUAAUGAUCUUUUCCUGAUUUCUAUUUUUCUAAAACGGUGUAAGAGAGAUGAUGGGAUACAAACAAAAAACAAAUUUUAACAAAGACGGAACCUUCACUUGUUGGUAAAAAGGGUGUUUAGUUUUCCUUAAAUCCUCCCCUUCCUGCUGUGACCAGGGCCAAAGCCAUAGCCUAUCUCAGAUAACAAUGGACGAAGCAUUUCAAAUGACCGGUGUCCCUAACAGCAAGAUGCAUUCAGGGUCUCACAUUCUCACGUGUCAGCUCAUCUUAGCUGUUUGUUUCCUGUUUUUUUCAGGGCCUUGAAUCCGAAGUAUUUAGUGCUCCCUACCUUUGUGUGGCCUGUUUUUCUUGCUGUUAUUUUGUACUUCCUCCUACAUAUCAGUCAAGCAACUUUAAGUGGCAUGAUUAUGUGUGCCUGUAGAGAGAGACAUGAAUGAGUGUCUUCUUUACAAAUUGGACAUAAAGUACUGUAAACUUUCAAAUAUGUCACAGAAUAAUGGCUGGAUAACAAAUCCAUGAAACAGGGAUCUAGUGGUUUAAAAAAUGUGGAGUCAAUUAGUUAAGUGUCUAAAAUACAAAUGGUUUUUCUAGAAUAACCCUUUAUUUGGAAGCAUACUCAACAAAACCACCCAUUCAAACUGUAAUUUUUCUAUGAGCUUUAUAAAAAAAUGAAAAAAAAUAAAAUAACUUUACCAGCAAUUACAGAUUUCAAGGGUUACAUGACAGCUUAUCGAUUAUAUAUUUAUUAUUUACUAUUAUAUAUUUAUUUUUAAAAUUAUAUAAAUGAGUAGUACCUCUACAGGGCAGCCAAGUCAACUAAGCAAAGGAUUGGAGCUGGUAGUUCCUAUAAAACUGUCCACACCCUAAACAUCUCAGUUAAGUGUGUUCGUCUCCUUUGGAUGCUUUAUAAAUGUGAUAAAACUGAAAUAUCUUGGGUUUUCAAGUGAAUUUGCAGAACAACGGGAAAACAAGGGUCCUGCUGCUUUUUGGAGACUGAAAUGUUGAUGCUGUAUUAAACUGGCAUCCUAAAGGAUUCUAAAAUGUCAUUUUGUCAGAUACCUCACAUAACAGCACACACACCAAAACAACACUUUGUGUGUAAAUGACCAUCGCCAGGAGCUGUGACAGGGCAGCACAAGUUGACAUCCAGUUCAAUAUUUUAUCAAGCAAAUCUUCAUUUUCUGACCUAUUUAAUUUUAUAUAAAAAAAAGGCUUUCUGUAACAUUAAAGUUCCAGAGUGUAAAAUAUCACCACCAGAAGUCAGCAGAUUGCAGACUGUAGUCAACUGAGUUCUGUUUUUUUGCGUCUUGCAAUUCAAGUACAUACCUAGCGACCGUGGCCACUGUAGGACAAACACAUUUUAAUCAGUCAAGAGAUAGUUUAAGAGAUCUAAAACAUCACAUAAUGGCUGUAGUUAAAACACUGUAACUAAUAUAUUAUAUAAUAAAAUAAUAUCCAAACUAUUUUUAACAUGUUUGAAUAAUAUUAACACUUAGCAAUAAAUCAGAAAAAUUAAAAAUAAAUGUUUCACUUAAAUAUUUUAUGUUUUUAUCCCUGAGACACCUCAAAGCUUUAGUUGCUGUUCAUCUGUAGUGAGUGUACCCAGAAAGCAAAGUCACUCCAGACCAGAUCAGCCCUAGAUUUUUCUUUCCCUAUCUUUGUCAGUCCACUGUUUACCUCAGCUGUCAAUGCCGGGUGAGAAGCAUCCAAAUCUAUUUUGUCUGGAAGAGGCUGAUAAACUUUGUGAAAGAAGUCAGACACAAGUCAAUGUGUUAGUGAAGAUCACUUCUGUCUGAUAACAGUGAUAACUGAGGUGACUUGUUGAGUAUAACAACAACUCAACUUAUAUAAAUAGUUUCUUUUUAAGAUACUUUGUUGAAGUUAGACUUAUAUUUUGUGAGACGAACCAUUUAAAGCCAUCUUUGAAAACCAAAACCUCAAAAUUAAGUAAGUAAAAUUUUAUUUAUAUAGUACCUUUCAAGACAGAGAUCACAAAGUGCUUCAUAAAGAAAUGCCAGAGCAUUUACAACAAAAAAGACAAAAAAAAAAGUUAACCAAACACAAAGAUUAGUUUUUAGUUGUUUUUUUUUAAAGAGACUACAGAGACUACAUUGUCCACAGAUCUCAAGGUCAAAGGUGGAGAGUUCCAGAGUCUGGGGGCCACAGUGGCAAAAGUUAUGUCUCCCUUAGUUCUCAGCCAUGCUACUAUAUAAGCUAAGAUUCAAAGAUAACUAAAUGUUUUACAGGAAAUAAGCUCUGUCUGUAAAGACUACGAGCCAGAAAACUUGAAACUUAACUGGGAAAGCUUUAAUAAAUCCAAUUUUAAACAUAAUCUAUAACACCAUCUCCAGUUACUGGAUUUAAAAGGUGUUCUGUCCCAUAUAACAAUAAGAACUUGUGCCUCUUCUCACUUUAACUUUGGCCAACCACCACAGCCGACUGAGAGAAUAAUCAAAAUAUGAGCACAGAUUUUCACUCAGCACUUUUGGAAAGAAGAUACUGCAGAGAUGUGAUAUAUGGUUUAUAAACUCUAAGAUUAUAUUAGCUUGUUGUAUAUCAAUCCUUACAAAUGUGCUGUACAGUGGUUUAUAGUUUGCAUCUAAAAGAUAGAUAUGAAAUCCUGAUAUGAAGCCUCCAGCUGAGCGUGCUCAUGCUUGACCAGAGAGCAGAUGUUUACCGGGCUAGAGGUGACAGGAGCUAAAGGGCUGGUUUCAACAGAUUUCUGUACAACAGGGCGUCUUUGUUUGAGGUUCUUCCUCACAGUCUUCAUUUGUAAGACCCAGAAGGUUUCUUUAUUUUAGUGUGAAGAAGUUUAAAUACAUACUGAAAAUAUUCACAAUUAAUAAAGCAUCCAUUUAUAAAACUGAGGAACCGCCUCAGAUGUUUAAUAGAAGGAAUAUGUCUCUGUGUUUCCACAUAAAACUGGUAAAAUGUCGUCACAGAAAAAUACUGCUGUGAUGAAUCAAAGAAACUCAUCAGCAGGUUCUUGUGUUUAACCACCUUAGUUUGGCUUACAGUGGCGGGCCAUGAGUGAUGUCUUUGUCACUUAGAAGGCUGCACCACUGAGGAGGAUCAGUAAUGAUGAUUAUUAGUCAUUUUUGACAACUUGCAACAUGCUGCAUACUGGUGCAAUGAAAAGUCCCAAACUUACACCACUCUUCUUCAGAUGUUUUUGCACUCUCUAAAGUUAUCCAGGGAACCCAUUAGAACUAAACAUUUGAAACUGACACUUCAGUAGAAAUCUAGAAUAUUUCCAUUUGAAAAAAGCAGUCUUGAGAUUGAACAUUAUACUCAGGCAGGUUCAAUUAAAGGUAAAAUAAGAUGUAGACUUUCAAAUAUUUAAGAAAGACCAUGUGGAAUAAUAAAUAUGUUUAGAAGUGGAAAGUGGAAAAAAGUAAAAAUAUAUAGGAAAACUACAGCCUGACAAUGCAGCAGAUAACUUCAUGUACCAGUGAAACCUGUCACCAGUGGAUAAAAAUAUCAUUUCUUGAAAGAUGAUGGUUAUUAAUCUUCUAUUGAAGAUAAAAGCCUGAAAUUACUCAGAAACAUCUUCAUAUUGCAUAUAAAAGAUGGGAAUCAUAGCUGGUGGUACAGCCCAGGCUAUGGCACCAGGUUGUGGGUUUGGAUCUCUUAGUUGGAGGAGUCAGAUCUCUGGGCUAAAUGUGGCCCUGUCUGUAACUUGGACACUAAUUUGGACCAAACUGUUAUUUCUUUUCUGAUUUUUAUGUCCAAAUGCUAGAAAAUUAAGAUGAGUUGAAGCUGUAAAUUUGAUUUUCUGUGGUAAACAAGUUGCCUCCAAGGCUGGAAGUGAAAGUCAGCUUUAACAUUUUGGUACUUUUGAAAUUAUUGACUCAGAUGAGCUAGGACACAAAAUCUGGGUACAUGUGUCUGCUUUUAUUGUGAAACACUAAAGGAAUUCCUUAGUUUUUACAAAUAAACAAUAACCAUGAGUGAACUAGGAUGAAGAAACCAUGAGAAAAAUAGGCCUGUUUGAGAUUUUACAGUACUUCCUGUUUUAUUGUCUCUGCCCUGCUCUCUGUAGCUGUGAACUGUGCUCCAUCAACCCUUGAAGCUGCUAACUCUGUACUGUGUAGAUCGGAGAUGUCGGAGAUGUCCAACCUUACCCUAAAGUCCUACAAGCAUCCUGCAUUAGCUCUCCAUAUACCUCUUUCACACACAAACACACACUGCUCAUCAUUAGAAUCAGUUGCAAUUUAUCUUAUUCAGUUUGAUUCAGUUUGUGCCUCUCAAGGAAUUGUUAUUCUCUGACUGCCAAACUAAACAAUCUUAUUGUGUCACGUGAUAUUCCUGCUUUAAUUCACAAAACGGGCGUUGACGAAUAGAGGUGGUGCAGACAGUCCUCUAUAGGUUUAAUCAGAUGGUGUACACGUGAGGACUGAUCGGCACCUAUCAGUAACUUUUGCACAUACCUGCUCCAGUUUUGUAAAUUUCGCUUUAUGCUGACAUCAUAAGUAAUUGUUACCUUCAGUAAUCAUCAUUAUUUCCAUUUAGGAUCUGAUAAUGGUGUUUUAUUAGGACCACAGAGAUUUUUCUCCGGGAGAUCUGAUUUCCAGAGAUGAAGCUGCAUCAAUCUUUUAUUCAGUAAUUCAAACUAUUUUAGCUCCUAAAAUUAUUACUGUAUUUUUCAGACCAUAAGGCGCACUGGAUUAUAAGGCGCAUUAAGCGAAA
Maylandia zebra (zebra mbuna) is the source of this 7832-nucleotide messenger RNA. RefSeq names its product potassium voltage-gated channel subfamily A member 5. Gene Ontology annotation, cellular component: voltage-gated potassium channel complex; membrane; intercalated disc. NCBI's taxonomy places the organism in Eukaryota, Metazoa, Chordata, Actinopteri, Cichliformes, Cichlidae. Gene Ontology annotation, biological process: action potential; protein homooligomerization; potassium ion transmembrane transport. Gene Ontology annotation, molecular function: delayed rectifier potassium channel activity; protein binding. The record is from RefSeq and is a predicted model, not a curated record.